This is a messenger RNA of Blastomyces dermatitidis ER-3, 2436 nucleotides long. RefSeq lists its product as uncharacterized. The coding region runs from base 222 to 2126 and encodes 634 amino acids. The transcript is spliced from 3 exons. The record is from RefSeq and is a predicted model, not a curated record. Lineage: Eukaryota; Fungi; Ascomycota; Eurotiomycetes; Onygenales; Ajellomycetaceae.
AAGUCCAGAAAUCCAUAGCUGCUCCACUAUCAAGUCAGAAUGAAGAAUGGAGAGCGAUGUACGGAGUAGAUAACAUAAUGCGGCCGCAAUGGCCACCCUGAAACAUGCUAAACUUAUUCUUUAAAAAAAUAAAUUAACAACAUCCGUCACAUAUGUAAACAGUUGCUUGGUUCAAACCCACAAAAAAAAACAAAGCACAUGAAUCUUCUCCUAUACGGCGCAUGUGCAUGUUACACCCAAAGCGACAAACCAUGUCCACCAGAAACCGCCCCAUUCGUAUCGCCGGCGCUUCCGGCUCCGCCUCUGACCGGCGCCACGCCCUCGCCAGCUUCGUCCGCAACCAUCCCAACGACCCCAUCGACGUGAUCAUCUCCGACUACAUGAGCGAGUACAACAUGGCGACCGCCGCUGCUAAGCGCGUGGGCGAUGACGACGACGUGGCCGCGUAUGAGAUGUCGUUUCUGGAGUCGCUGCUGCCGGCCCUGGGGGAUCUGGCGCGCCAUGGGAUUCGCGUUGCGGUGAAUGCCGGCGUGGCGGAUGUUCAAGGGCUAUAUACGGUUGUCGAGAGAGUAGUGAGGGAGAGGGGAUUGGGGUUGAAGGUGGCUUGGAUCUCCGGCGACGAGGUCCUCCCCGCCGUAACUCAGGCACUCGCCUCGGGGAAAUCCCCGCUCAAGAACAUUUACACCGGCCAGAACCUGGCGGACUGGUCAUUCGAGCCCAUAUACGCCCAGGCCUACCUGGGAGGGCUGGGUAUCGCAGCAGCGUUCGCCAACGGCGCCGACAUCGUCCUCUGCGGCCGUGUAUCCGACGCGAGCCCUGUCAUCGGCGCGGCAUACUGGUGGCAUAACUGGGGCCGGCACGAGUUGAACAAACUAGCCAACGCCCUUGUUGCAGGCCACCUGAUCGAGUGCAGUAAUUAUGUCUGCGGCGGGAACUUCACGGGCUUCAAGGCACUCGAGAGUAGUGAGGGUGGAUGGGCAGACAUUGGGUACCCUAUUGCUGAGAUCUCCGCGGCCGGGGAGGUGGUUAUCACGAAACAAUCGGGGAUUACUACCGGAGGAGUUGUGACGGUAGAUACAUGCACGUCCCAACUGUUGUAUGAGAUUCAGGGGCCAUGGUAUUUCAACUCAGAUGUCACGGCGAUUCUUGACGGGAUAUAUUUCGAGCAGCUGUCCACAAACCGCGUCGCAGUGUGCGGCGUCAAGGCGGGUUUGCCCCCUCCAACUACAAAAGUGGGCAUAACAGCACGAGGCGGGUAUCAGGCGCAAGCGAGCUAUUUCAUGGUAGGGCUGGACAUCCCCGCCAAAGUGCGCAUGUUGGAAACGCAGAUCCGCCGACUACUGGCACCGCAUUCGAAGAAUUACACAGUGCUCGAUUUUUCUUUGCUGGGCAGCAUGCCCGAUGAUCCCAGGGACCAGAACAGCGCGACGACGACGUUUCGCAUACUAGCCCAAGCACCAAAGGAGGAACAUUUGGCUCCGACCAAAUUCAUGAAACUCAUCUUCGAUAAUAUCAUGCAAGGCUAUCCCGGCGCCACGUUCGAUCUGGAUAUGCGCCAGGGUGUACCCAAACCCGUGUUUGAGUACUACGUCACUCUCAUCCCGCAGACGGACGUGAAACAUCAAGCGCACCUCCCCUGGCUCAACGACAUUAACGAUAAUAAAACGAUCGACAUCGCCCCACCGGCCACCACGAAGAUCUGGCCGUCUCCACAACCCUCGCAGCCUGUAACCGCCCGCCCAGCCAAUCUGGAGACGGACUUUGGCCCGAUGACGCGAGGGCCUCUGGGCUGGAUCGUGCACGCACGCUCGGGCGAUAAGGGUUCCGACGCCAACUGCGGCUUCUGGGUGCGGCACGAUGAUGAGUACGAAUGGCUGCGGACGCUGUUGUCGACUGAAAAGGCGCAGGAGUUGUUGGGUGGGGAGUGGCGAGAAGAUGGGACGAUGAGCAUUGAGCUGUUUGAGCUACCUAAGUUACGCGGGGUGCAUUUCCUUUUCCGCAACUUGUUGGAUCGUGGGGUUGGCGUGACGCGGAAGGUGGACUUCUUGGGGAAGAAUGUGGCGGAGUAUUUGCGGGCGAGAUGGGUGGAAAUUCCGGUCAAGUUUUUGGGGAGAGGGAAGUUGUAGAUAUAUUUAGUUUCUUCUUAAUUAGAUUAUAUGCAUGUAUGUUUCAUGGGGUAGAAUCGUUUCUUCACAUUUUGUGUAGUAUCCUACAGAAUGUCUCGCAGUUCUGCAUAUUACGUGUGAAGUAUUGGUGUGAGUGGCUAUCUCCUUCGCGAACUCCGCAGGCUACUCACAGGCGGCGCAGGGUCAAAUGCGUCGUCAUCAUCUUCAAUAUCAUCGCUCAUGACGCUGACGCUUCUCGUCGCCCGAGCCGCGGCAGCUCGACUAGGCCGCUUACCAACCAUGGAACCUGUGUCUGUGCCACCUAGUGUUU